Molecule: messenger RNA, 3251 nt
Organism: Rhea pennata
Lineage: Eukaryota; Metazoa; Chordata; Aves; Rheiformes; Rheidae
Gene: S1PR3
Product: sphingosine-1-phosphate receptor 3
Exons: 2
Coding region: 253-1395 (380 amino acids)
Biological process (GO): regulation of metabolic process; adenylate cyclase-activating G protein-coupled receptor signaling pathway
Cellular component (GO): cytoplasm; plasma membrane
Molecular function (GO): sphingosine-1-phosphate receptor activity
Source: RefSeq, a predicted model, not a curated record
GGCCGCGCCGGGCCCCGCCGAGCAGCCGCGGGGCGGGCGGGCUCCGGCGGCGCCGCAGCGGCAGCAGCAGGGCCUGAUUUGAGAGCUGCUGUCCCGAAUUACCAUGCUAGGAGCCCUGGAGCCUGGGACCUUCGCCGCCUGCCCAGAGGAGUGCUUGGAGGAGCGUGGCUUGAUCUCCCUCUUGUGGAAAACUAUUGGAACUAAAUUCAUGAGAUAUUAAAAGAGGUGAAGAGCUGCAUCGACUGACAAGUGAUGGCAGCCAUCACUGUGCCACCUGCCGCUCUCGGUGGCCCCCAAGGAGGCGAGGAGAUGGACUCCUUGAUCGCGCUGCAUUACAAUUACACAGGAAAGCUUAUUCUAAGAGAAAAGGCAACUGAUAAGGUAGACCUGCCAACUAUUGCAUUUCUCAUCUUGUGUAGCUUUAUAGUCCUGGAAAACUUGAUGGUGUUGAUUGCCAUUUGGAAAAAUAAUAAAUUUCACAACCGUAUGUACUUUUUUAUUGGCAAUCUAGCUCUCUGUGAUCUUUUAGCUGGGAUUGUUUACAAAGUAAACAUACUUAUGUCUGGGAAGAAAACUCUGAGCUUGUCCUCCACAAUCUGGUUCAUUAGGGAAGGCAGCAUGUUUGUCGCCCUAGGAGCUUCCACUUUCAGCUUAUUAGCAAUAGCUAUUGAGAGGCAUUUGACUAUGAUUAAAAUGAGGCCUUACGAUGCGAAUAAGAAAUACCGAGUGUUCCUGCUCAUUGGAACGUGCUGGCUGAUUUCAGUCUCCUUGGGUGCCUUACCCAUCCUCGGCUGGAACUGUAUAAACAACUUAACGGAUUGCUCGACAAUUUUGCCUCUUUACUCCAAGAAGUAUGUUGUGUUCUGCAUAAGUAUCUUCAUAGCCAUUUUGGUAGCUAUCGUUAUCCUUUAUGCACGUAUCUACAUCCUCGUGAAGUCCAGCAGCCGCAACGUCACUAACCACAAUAACUCCGAGCGCUCCAUGGCUCUCCUUCGGACAGUUGUGAUCGUCGUUGGCGUCUUCAUUGCCUGUUGGUCACCGCUCUUCAUUCUGUUCCUCAUCGAUGUGGCCUGCAGGGUCAAGGAGUGCUCUGUCUUGUACAAAGCCAACUGGUUUAUUGCUUUGGCCGUCAUCAAUUCUGCAAUGAAUCCCAUCAUCUACACUUUGGCCAGUAAGGAAAUGCGGCGGGCUUUCUUCCGUCUUGUUUGUGGCUGCCUGGUGAAAUCCAAAGUGGCAAGAUCCUUGCCUAUUCAGCCCACGCCAGAUCACAGUCGAAGUAAAUCCAGCAGCAGCAAUACCCAGAAGCCAAAGGAUGAUUUCCCACAUAUGAAUGUUCCCUCAUGUAUCAUUGAGAAAAAUGAAUCUUCAUUUCAAAAUGGAAACUUCUGUAAAUAAAAUUCUCCUCAAGACAAGGACUUUUCUGUGGCUUUUAGGGUUAAACUGCAAAUGGAGUUCCAAUGUUCAUGCACUUAAAUCAUAGGGGAAAACACUAACCACUUAUUUAACUUUGAGGACUUAUUUAUCAGCAGUCAUUUGUUUUGGGUAUUCAUUCAGUAACGUGCCUGAUUCAGGAAAACUUUUCAUGCUGCCCACUCAACAGCCGGGACAGAGUCCAUGCAUAUCCAGUGACAUUGUACACUGCGAUGGCAUUGCAUAUAUAUGGUUAUAUAUGGCACUGCCUGAUCUUGCAAGACAUCUAUAAGAUCUAUCAGAACCAUCACCAUUCACUAAUGAUCUAAAGAUGAGUCUGAUUGUUGCUGAUUGGGAAAAAGGCUCAUUACAUAUGUUGGCAAUUAUAGUUAUAUGUAUCUUGCUGUUAUGUUAAUGGCCUUACAUGUAUGUAGUAUAAAUAGCUGUAUAUUUGUACAAUUCCUCAUUAAAAAGUCAUUGUUUGGCAAGAGUUUACAAUAUGCUAAACAUCGUAUUGCAGUAUACAGUGUAAGAUGACAAAUUAUACCAGUAGAUAGAUGUGUUUCAAAGAGGAUGUUUGAAAACGUAUGAAGAAGUAGCUUUAAACUGACAGAGGAACUUUAAUAUGCCAUAUCAAUGCAGUAUUUUUAUUUUUUUUCAUUGUUAGGCAAACUUUAUUUUCAAUGAAAGAUAACAUGACGGUUGUCACUCUGACAUUUCACAACUUAUUUUAAACAAUAGUAAAUAACAAACAGUAGCAAAUAACAAUUGAGAAAGAGUAUAUAUGUUUGUUAUUUAAAAUAGUUAAAAUAUGACCAACAAUAACAAGUAUAUCAAGUGUAUGUACUAUUUCAAUGCAUAUAUUUUUACUUACUAUUUUCAAUGUAUUUAAAAAUGUAUGUCAAAUCCAUGUAAACCUGUGUACAUUGUAAAUGCACUAUCUAAGCUGAAAUUCUUCAGUCCUGAAAAGGAGAAGUAUCAUUUCAGAAAGUAAUGAACCACAAGUAGGUUUUCCUGGGGAGUUCCUCAUUUUCUCUCCAGGCACUACCAUGGCAUGGGAUCAUAUUAUGGAUUCAGUCGGGGAAGAAGUCCAGCCAGUGAGACGAGAUCUCAGUGUCUGUCGGUGGGACCUACGCUUCUCCAGCCUCUGGGUGCUUUUGCAGACACAAGAGGGAAGAUGCAGUGCAGCAGGAUCAUGGCAAAGUGAAUAUCUUCAUAUAUAUACCUGACCCUGCCUUGGAUCUGGAAUGAGAGCCCAUUCAGUUUGGAAGACCUUCCACCUUUCCUGGAGCUACUUAUUCUUUAGGGAGGUUGUUCCAGAGAAACCUCUAUGCAAACAACUCCAUGGUUCAUCGCUGCGUUACUGGGCUCCAUUCAGGAUGGUGGCCUGCUUCAGAGUGGGCUCCAGUGACCUUUAAGGUUUAAGGGUUAAGGAUUUAAGGGUUAAGACAUCAUAAACAUCUGGGGUCAGGUCCCCAUGAACAUGGUCCAUGGUACUUCUGUCACUAGUACUUCAGGGUUGGAGGCUUCAGUGGAGGUUGAAGGGAAAUGGUCGAAUGAGUUCCUGUCAUCUUUCGAUGGGAAUGUAAUCAUCCAAUUUUCUUGGGCUCUUGUGAAGAUUCCUGUUUAAUGGCUCAAACCAGACCUUGCCUUAUGCACAAUCGAAAGUUGAGGGAUUUUUUUUAAGUUCAUAACUUGUAAAAGUUGAUUCUUAGCUUUACUCCUGUCUCAAUCAUUUAACGCAACAGCAUUAAAAAACUCUUUCCAAGUAUGUACAGUGUAUAAAUCAUGUUAUGUAUGUAGCAAAAGCCUUUAAAAUAUAGAGGUGUGCAUUGUUGUUA